GUGAACUCUGCAGCUGUAGCAAAGGCGAGAAAGCCGAAGUAAGAAACGGUCCCGAAGCGGUGAAGUGGUGUUUGUCGCCGGUGUCCUCCACCCUCACCACCGAACCCGGCACCCGGGGGAGCGGAGAAGCAGCACCACCCAUCCCUUCUUCCCGAGCUCAGCAGAAGCCGAAGCGCGCAAAUUGGCUCGCUUUUUGCUCUUCCUCCCUCCGCGGCUUUCCCCAGGUGCCCCUCCACCCAGCGCGUGCCCCAUCCCCGCCGCGCCAGACUUGACAGUUAGGGAGUUCCUUGCAAGGCGAGGAACGGCGAAGAGCCGGACGGUUUCAGGAGGGACUGAUUAAAACAGGAGGCGUUCGGGGGAUCGGGGCACAAUUUGCGCGCCUCCCUCUUUUCCCGCCCUUGGAACUGAGGGGGAGGAGGAUUAAGACGAUGGCAGCGCCAGGACGGCAGUCACAGUGUGGCCGGACGGUUGCCCCGCUCUUUUCAGUCACCUUGUGGCUCCUUUCCUCGGCUGCACAGAUUGGUGGCGACCCAAGUCAGGGGGCUGUUUUCCUACGUGAGUUUACCUUAAUAAGGAGAGAGAGUCUUAAUGAAGAUUUCCUUCCAGAUUUGCUGAAUAAUAACCACAAAACUGAAGAUACGAGUUCUCGAACUGCUCGAUCUGAAGAGGAUCGAGAUAGUCUCUGGGAUGCCUGGGGCUCGUGGAGUGAAUGUUCCCGUACUUGUGGUGGAGGUGCUUCAUACUCCUUGAGACGCUGCCUAAGCAGCAAGAGCUGUGAAGGACGGAAUAUUAGAUACAGAACAUGCAGCAAUGUGGAUUGCCCUCCAGAAGCAGGUGAUUUCCGUACCCAGCAGUGUUCAGCACACAACGAUGUCAAGUAUCAGGGGCAGUUUUAUGAAUGGCUUCCUGUCCCUAACGAUCCUGACAACCCAUGUUCAUUGAGGUGCCAGGCAAAAGAGACAAAUCUUAUUGUAGAACUGGCACCUAAAGUCCUGGAUGGAACCCGAUGUUACACUGAGUCACUAGACAUGUGCAUCAGCGGCUUGUGCCAGAUUGUUGGCUGUGAUCAUCAGCUGGGAAGCCCUGUGAAGGAAGAUAACUGUGGGGUCUGCGAUGGUGAUGGUUCCACCUGCCGGCUUGUUCGAGGCCAAUAUAAAUCUCAGCUCUUGGCAAAUAAAUUGGAUGACACGGUUGUUGCUAUUCCCUAUGGAAGUCGUCAUGUUCGGCUAGUGCUGAAAGGUCCUGAUCAUUUAUAUCUAGAAACCAAAACUCUGCAAGGUGUGAAGGGUGAAAACAGUCUCAGCUCCACAGGAUCCUUUAUUGUGGAUAAUUCUUCUGUUGAGUUCCAGAAAUUGGCAGACAAAGAGAUACUGAGAAUGCCUGGCCCUCUCACUGCAGAUUUCACUGUAAAGAUCCACUAUGUUGGUGCUGCCGACAGUACAGUUCAGUUUAUUUUCUAUCAACCUAUUAUCCACCGGUGGAGAGAAACUGAUUUCUUUCCUUGUUCUGCGUCCUGUGGUGGAGGUUAUCAGCUUACGUCUGCUGAAUGCUAUGAUCUGAGAAGCAGUCGAGUGGUAGCGGAUCAGUAUUGCCACUACUACCCUGAAAACAUCAAGCCAAAGCCAAAACUUCAGGAGUGCAACCUAGAUCCGUGUCCUGCAAGUGAUGGAUACAAGCAGAUCAUGCCCUAUGACCUCUACCAUCCUCUUCCUCGGUGGGAAAGCACCCCAUGGACUUCCUGCUCUUCUUCUUGUGGAGGAGGCAUUCAAAGCCGCACAGUCUCUUGCGUGGAAGAAGACAUCCAGGGACUGGUCAGCUCUGUGGAGGAGUGGAAGUGCAUGUACACUCCUAAGAUGCCCAUUGUUCAGCCUUGCAAUAUUUUUGAUUGUCCUAAGUGGCUGGCUCAGGAGUGGUCUCCGUGCACAGUGACCUGUGGCCAAGGCUUGAGGUAUCGAGUAGUUCUGUGCAUUGAUCACCGAGGGAUGCAUACUGGUGGCUGCAGUCCUAAAACAAAACCUCACAUCAAAGAAGAAUGCAUUGUCCCUACUCCAUGUUACAAGCCGAAAGAAAAACUUCCUGUUGAAGCUAAACUGCCAUGGUACAAGCAAGCUCAAGAGUUGGAAGAGGGAACAGUGGUAUCCGAAGAACCAGCGUUUAUUCCUGAGGACUGGUCGGCCUGCACUGUGACCUGUGGGGUGGGCAUCCAGGUGCGGUUGGUGAAGUGCCAGGUGCUGCUAUCCUUCUCUCAGUCUGUGGCAGAUUUGCCCAUUGAUGAAUGUGAAGGGCCCAAACCAGUGUCUGAACGAGCUUGUUAUGGUGGUCCUUGCAAUGGAGAAACUGGCGAAGAGACUGAUCUGUUCUCUAGGGGCUCACAAGAUUUUGAUGAACUUUAUGACUGGGAAUAUGAAGGUUUCACUGAAUGCUCUGAGGCUUGUGGUGGAGGUGUCCAAGAGGCUGUAGUGACUUGCCUGAAUAAACAGACCAGAGAAUUUGCAGAUGAAAAUCUGUGUGUGAGCAGUCGGCGCCCCCCACAGUUGCUGAGAUCUUGUAACCUGGAACCUUGUCCCCCAAGGUGGGAGGUGGGAAAGUGGAGCUCUUGCAGUCUCACCUGCGGUGUAGGAUUGCAAAUCCGUGAGGUCUUCUGCUCUCACCUCCUCUCAAGAGAGACUAAUGAGACAGUGACCUUGGAGGACAAACUAUGUCACAAACCCAAGCCCAUUGUGGUACAAGCCUGCAACCGUUUUGACUGUCCUCCGUCUUGGUACCUUCAAGAAUGGCAACAGUGUUCACAAACGUGUGGAGGUGGCAUUGAGAGACGGGAAGUGCUCUGCAAGCAGCGCAUGGCUGAUGGAAGUUUUCUAGAACUUCCAGAAACCUUUUGUUCCACUUCGCGGCCAGCUUCCCAGCAAGCCUGCCAAAAUAAGGAAUGUUCCCCUGCAUGGCUCCUCUCAGACUGGACACAGUGUUCUGUUAGCUGUGGAGAAGGAACCCAGACACGAAAUGCCAUUUGCAGAAAAAUGCUAAAUACUGGACUUUCUGCCAUUGUGAACUCAUCACUUUGCCCAUCUUUGCCAUUCUCAUCCUUGGUCAGACCAUGUGUGCUCGUGACUUGCGCAAGAUACCAGAGACCAGCUCACAAGCAGCCCCCUUUGAUACUGGCUCAAAAGAAAGUUUUUAUCCAGACAAGAAAGCAAAAGAAACUGCACUUUAUUGUUGGUGGGUACGCCUACCUGCUGCCCAAGACCUCUGUCAUUCUUCGAUGCCCCGUGAGACGAUUCCGGAAACCAAUGAUCACGUGGGAGAAGGAUGGCAAACGACUCAUCAGCUCUGUUCACGUUACCAUUGCGCCGUAUGGAUACAUGAAGGUCCAUCGGUUAAAGCCCUCAGAUACAGGUACAUAUACUUGCACAGCAGGACCAGCUCAAGAACAUUUUGUGAUUAAACUAAUAGGAGGUCACAACAAACGUACUGCUACCUUGUCAGCUGGGAUAAAAGGAGAAGAAUCCCCAGGGAAGGUCAGUUUGAAUGAAGCUUUGCAUGGCCAGGAGAAGCAUCAGGAUAAAAUUCUCUUCAAUGGAAGCAAAACUGAAAAACGAGGACUUGUCUCUGAUCCUAGCAACCGGUAUGAUGACAUUGUGACAAGGCUUCUGGAGUACAGAGGCUGGCCUCGUGAUAGCACAGAGCCUUGGGAAGCUCAGGACUCCACAGAGAGAAAUAUUUCUAUAGAGGAGGACCAGGGUCAGGACUACAGCCUGCCUUUCACUAUGGUCACCAGUCAGGAUCGUUUAGAUGACAUCCUAAAAAAUUUGUCUCAACAGCCUGAGGAGCUUAAGGAUGUCUAUAGCAAGCAACUUGUCUCACAGCUGGCCCAUGAAAUUUUCAAGAGCCAUUUGGAACAUCAGGAAUCUUUUUUCAAAACCCAGGGAAGGAGAGUCAGUUCUGCUUCAGUGGAAUUUCCAUUCACUAAGCACUUCUCUGAGUUCACCAGAUUAUUGAGAACAUCCUCCUCUGAAGCCCACCUGUCCACAUCUCUGGAACUCAUAAAUGGUUCACGUGGGCCACACAAAAAACCUGCCAUUCUGAAGAAGAUCUCUGCGGCACAGCAACUCUCAGCAUCCGAGGUUGUUACCCAUCUGGGACAUACUGUAGUUUUAGCCAGUGGGACAUUAAGUGUACUUCUUCACUGUGAGUCUGUUGGAAACCCAAGGCCAACCAUUACUUGGGCAAAGAAUGGAGAAGCUGUGCAGUACAAUGAGAGGAUUCUUCUUCAACCAGAUGACUCCUUGCAAAUCCUAGAGCCAGUUGAAGCUGAUGUGGGUUUCUAUACUUGCAAUGCAACUAAUGUGUUGGGAUCUGACUCUGUCUCCAUUGCCAUCACGUUAGCAGGGAAACCACUGAUAAAGACAUCAAGAACCACAGUGACCAACCAGAACUUGCUGACUAUCUCUGUUGAUAUCGGAAGUACAGUGAAAACAAUCCCAGGAGUAAAUGUGACCAUUAACUGCCAAACUGCAGGUGUGCCUGAAGCAGAACUUACCUGGUUCAGGAAUAAAAUCAAGCUGGUCCAUGACCUUCACAUUCAUGAUGGGUCACUACUGAUUCCAGACGUAUCUAUCUCAGACCAGGGGUUGUACUCCUGCAGGGCUGCAAACAUCCGUGGAGAGGUAACAGAAAGCACACAGCUACUAGUCCUUGACCCACCGCAACUCCCCCAUCAAUUUGAAGACAUGGCAGCAACUCUGUCACUCAUGGGGCCAGGCAUUCCUUCUGUGAUAACAUCUCCUUCAGGAACAAGGAAAAUAUUGAGCCAAGGAAGCUCCGUGCUCAUAGGCUGCCCAGUAGAUGGUCAUCCAACUCCUAACAUCACUUGGUUUUACGAUGGUCAUGCCUUCCGUCUGCCCCAUCAGGUGUUGGCAUCUGGUCAGAUUCUCCAGAUCCUGAAUGUCAGCAAUGAUUAUCAGGGAGAAAUCAGCUGCAGGGCUCAGAAUGAGGCAGGCUUGCUUAUACAAAAAACAUCUCUGGCCAUCCAAGAUUAUCGGUGGUCAGUGGAUAAGAUGUCACCUUGUUCAGCCUCUUGUGGUAACAAGGGUCUACAAUAUCAUCAACUGAAAUGCUUACUGGACGCAACCCAGGUCAACAUAACCCAUUGCCUGGAAAAACCCAAGCCAAAUCUGCAACCUGUGGCAUGCAAUAGAAGAGAUUGUCCUUCAAGAUGGAUGGUAACAUCAUGGUCUCAUUGUACCCAAAGCUGUGGUGGAGGUAUCCAGUCCCGGAGGGUGACUUGUCAAAAACUGACUGCUGCUGGCGUUUCUGUUCCUGUGUCCAGUGAUAUUUGUGCUCAACUUGCCAAGCAUCCAGUAGAUACCCAGAGUUGCAACAGACAGCUGUGUGUGGAGUGGGCAACUUCUGCCUGGGGACAGUGUAAUGGGCCUUGUGUUGGACCUCGUCUGGCACUCCAGCACAGGCAGGUUUUCUGCCAGACCAGGGAUGGGAUCUCUGUGCCUUCUGACCAAUGCAGUUCCCUUCCCAGGCCUUUAAGCACUCAGAACUGCUGGACAGAUGCCUGUGGUGUACACUGGAGAGUCAGUCUGUGGACUUUGUGUACUGCUACCUGUGGGAACUAUGGCUUCCAGUCUAGAAGAGUGGAAUGUGUACGUGUUCAUACCAACAAACCUGUGCAAGAUCACUUAUGCGCCUGGAGACCAAGGCCUGCUAACUGGCAGCGGUGUAACAUCACUCCAUGUGAAAAUACUGAGUGCAGAGAUACCACCAGGUAUUGUGAGAAAGUGAAGCAGUUAAAGCUCUGCCAACUUGCGCAGUUCAAGUCACGCUGCUGUGGGACGUGUGGAAAAGCGUGAAGGCAGCAGCAAAAGAAAGAAAGAGUGAAUUUAGCAGCCGGUGGCCUUGCUCUGCUCUGUUCCUGAGAAGAGCUGCUUGAGAAAAGGAAAAUUGGAAAAGCGUUGCCUCAUCUGCCAAUUGUUUAUUUAUUUUUCCUUUCUCUCCCUCUCUUUUUCUUGUUAAGAAAUCUCUUUUAACAGAGUCAUUUGUUCUUUUUAAAAAAUGACCUUGACAAGGUUUCCCUCCUAAUGAUGGGAAGCAAAUGCAUCAAGUCGCAGUUCAUUAUGAGGGUGGAGGCCAAGAGAGCGAAAGAGAGAAAGCAUAUUGGGAAUGGAACCGCCUAGAAGACAUCAUUGGGGGCCCUUGAUGGACUGAAGAAAGAUGUGGAAGCAAUUGGAUACCACAUGCCCAACCAGAUUACUAGUACGUGAAUCAGAAUGGGCUUGACAGAUAUGGAAAGCAGAGAUUAAAAAUUGACAAUUGACAAUUGCCACACUGCAAACUGGGUAAUGUUGGAACUGACCCUGGCACACUUCCAGUGAAUCCACUCACCAAAUAGGGAUUUACCAUGGUGUGCUCACCAUCACCACUUGGAAAGCUGGUAGUGUGUAGUGUUAUACUCUUGAGUUCUUGGAAUUUUGCCACAGAGGCUUACCAGCAAGAACAGCUGGCCUUUUUGGCUAGAUAUUGGCACUGGUGAUGGGGAUUUCCCAUGCCAGCACAUCUGGAGGCCACUAAGUUGGGGAAAAUGUAAUUAGAAAUAUGGGGAAGUAAGAGAGUAGUAAAAUUGUCACUAGCUAUCUCAUACUUCCCAAGUGAUUGUUUGUACAUUUGAGGAAGUGAUGGCUUAUCUUUAUCCAUAAUGAGUUUAUCAUAGCUGUAUGUCUUUGUUAUGCUACAAUUUGGGGUUUUCUGAUUUUGUUAUCCUCAGGAGAUGCAGCUUUGACUCUGAAAAUGCUACACUUAAAUAAAUUCCAUUUUUAAUAAUGUGGCUGAAAUGCAUGGGGCAACGCCACUCAGAUUUGGAAGAAAGGUGCACCAAAGAUUAGCACUGUUAUCACAUUACACUUCAUUUUGGUUCCUUGCUGUCCAGGUACAAAUCUCUUCAUCACUUA
Molecule: messenger RNA, 6953 nt
Organism: Candoia aspera
Lineage: Eukaryota; Metazoa; Chordata; Lepidosauria; Squamata; Candoiidae
Gene: ADAMTSL1
Product: ADAMTS like 1
Exons: 30
Coding region: 429-5858 (1809 amino acids)
Biological process (GO): extracellular matrix organization
Cellular component (GO): extracellular matrix
Source: RefSeq, a predicted model, not a curated record